Protopterus annectens (West African lungfish) is the source of this 2699-nucleotide messenger RNA. Its product is annotated as V-set and immunoglobulin domain-containing protein 1-like. The transcript is spliced from 7 exons. The record is from RefSeq and is a predicted model, not a curated record. Gene Ontology annotation, biological process: epithelial cell morphogenesis; maintenance of gastrointestinal epithelium. Gene Ontology annotation, cellular component: plasma membrane. Bases 177 to 1217 code for a protein of 346 amino acids. Lineage: Eukaryota; Metazoa; Chordata; Ceratodontiformes; Protopteridae.
UGCAGUAUACGACCAGGUAAGGACAAAUAGGAAAGAAGACAUUUUCCUACCUGUUUGAAUCCUGAUAAGAUAGUGGUAACUGAAGUCUGUACAUCUGGCAGUAAGUGGAGUUGUGAUCCCAUACACUGUGAGACACCAAAGAGGACUUGUCACAAAUAUCUUUAUAUUUGAUCAAGAUGUGGACAAACCUACUAAAAACAAUCAUACUUAUUGGUUCCUUGGCAGGAGGUGUGAUUUCUAUGCAGGUCACAUGUCCAGAGAAGAUGGUUAAUGGAACUGUAGGACAAAGCAUUACACUCUACUGCAAUUAUGAAACCAGUUUACCGAUAGCCGAUGGUCUUGUAAUUCGAUGGUCCUUUUAUACUAGACAAGUUCCUCGUCCUAAGCUAUUCUACACAUACCAGAUGGGAAAUUGGUUUCCUAGUGAGGUACCGGAAGGCAAAUACGAAGGCACAACUGCAGCUACUGCAAAAAACGCUUCAAUAAUCAUCAGAAAUGCAGAGACUGAAGACACUGGAAUGUAUACCUGUGAAGUAACCAAUGUUCCAGAUGUGAGUGGAACCAUAUCAGCAAAUGUGUUUGCUUAUAUAAGAGGAAAGCCAACUAAGACCACAUGUAUCAAACAGGUAGAGAACCAUGAAGAUUAUCAUUGGGUAUUCUUAAGCUGUUCUUCCAAAGCAAUGCCUCCCCCCACUUAUGAAUGGCAGUGGAAAUCCAGUGGUGGCAGCUAUCAUGAUGUAGAAGGAGAAAUGAAUAACAGAACUGGUAUCCUGAAUAUUACUAAUCCCAUGAACAUGAAGACAGGGAUUUACAGAUGCACUGCUCGCAAUGAAAUGGGAGAAGAUGUAUGCGACUAUGAAGAAAAGGAGGACAAAGAAACAUCAUCUUCAUCCACUGCUUCAUCCACUGCUAUCAUUAUUGGAGUUGUCAUUGCAAUCAUCUUACUGUUAGUAGUGACAGGUGUCACUGUGUGGUUUGUCCUUUACAAGAAGAAGGAGGAGGGCAAAUCUACAAAGACAACUGCAAAAUCCAAGAGUGCUGGUUCAUACAAGGCAGUAGCAGCAGAUUCAAACUACUCAACAGUUGCCAGUCAGGAAGCAUUUCCUAGCACGAUAAAUACAACAGAAGUGGAAGUGAGUGAAGAAAGCGCUGCAUACAAUAAGAAAACGGCAACACCACCUCCAACUGAAAGGACAAGUAUUGAAUUACAAGUGUAGCUGUAAAGGUGUAUUAUCUGGUAGUCAAAGCUGAUAUAAAGGUUCAGUUGUUAGAUACCAUGUUUUUUACCAGUGAACGGAUUGAUUACAUUUUUUUUCUGAAUAUCAUAUGAAUCACUGUGAAUAUGCAGACUGGGAUUUGUUUGUUUGCUUAGACAUGUUUGUAAAUCAUUAUUAGAAUGGAAUGACUGUAAAUAUUCUGAUACGCUGAACUUGUUUAACACAAAUACAAUUGAUAUGCUAUAAUGUAAGACAGAACAAACAAAAGAUUAUUCCUAAAAUAUAAAACAAUUUGAAUUGAUUCAUGUUUGGUGGCUGAAGGCAUGACUAAUCAUUUAUGUCUCAUAUCUUAAGAUCUAUGUUAUUUUAGUCUUUACACUGUAACAGACUUAGAAAUAAAAAAAGUAUCUGUAUACUUUAUGAAACAGUUUGGGUUAAGAAUUAAAUUAUUCUAUGGUAGUGUCCGAUGCCUAAAUAAUCCUUGUUAUAAAACCAGUCACUGUUCUAAGUUAAGCAAUAUAUUCUCUACUGCCUCUGAUUACCUUGUAAUGGAUUUUUUUUUAUUGAAACAAUUGUAAGCUUUAUUGCAUUUCACAGUAAAAUUACUGCAGAGGCUGCAUUGUAAACACUCUACAAAAAGUAUAAAAUUGUGUUGAUACAUUAGUUGCUUGAAAUACAGAUAAAUGCUAUUGAGUAUUGAGACAAGAAAACUAGUGAAGUCUACUCAUUCAGCCUGUCUAAGAACAUAUGCAGAGACCAUGUAGCAGACUGCAUCCCAUGUUCUUUCAGCAAUGUUGAUAACUGAGAAGUGGGAUUUUCUGAAAUAUGAGUUCUCCAAAAUCUCAAUUUUAAUUGAAAUCACUAUUAAAUUAAUGCCAUUAGGGUUGCCACCUGUCCCUCUUUGUGAGGGACAGUCCCUCUUUUGGCAGCUGUGUCCUGCUGAAAAAACUAAAAAAUUGCAAAUGACCUGAGAUCUUAGGACAAAAAUAUUGUCUAGGUUUUUUUAAUAGUUCCAUAAAUCGGUUAUUUUGUAUUUCAAGCACCUAAAUGCUCUAAGAAAUAGUGUAAACAACUUAAAUACUACACAAAUAAGUUUGUGUUUUGGAAGGGAAGUUCUGCCCUUUACAUUGGCCAUGGAUAUGUUUUGUACUGCAAAAUUUCACAUUUCUACAAAAAAUGUCCCACUUUGUGCAUUUGAAAAGGUGGCAACCCUAAAUGCCAUUGCUAGCUAGAGACAUGUGAUUUGAGUUAUUAUGUCUUCCAAAAUGCAAAUGCCUUUCUUGAGGUACUAAAAAAUCAAAGUUACUAUAUUAAGUUGCAUCAGUGCACAUAGCUUAGAUCCUUAGGAGGUAGAUGAAUGGGACAGUGCUCCCUCAGUCACAAUGCAUUAAUCUGACAGAGGCUAAUACUGGAGUAAUAAAAAAAAGUUUGCUUACAGUGCAUACCAAUUCUGACCUAUAAUCUUUGUAGGAAGACCAUUCA